CGCUUUGGUUCUUUGAGCGCAGAAAAUUGUGAUGUAAAAAGAGAAGAAUAAAUGUUUGUUGACCAUCAUGGCGAAUCCUAGAAAAUUUAGUGAAAAAAUCGCCCUUCACAAUCAAAAGCAAGCUGAGGAAACGGCUGCUUUUGAAAAAAUAAUGCGUGAAGUUUCCGACGCAACCAAUAAGCCAGAGGAAACGACACUAGUGACGCAGUAUGGCCUCGGUGGUAGGAGUGGUGGGACGUCACCGUCGCCACGGUCGCCUGGACAGAGGGGGCGGGCUUCAUCAUCAGUUGGUCCCAUGCGACGACCCGCGGAUCGCAAGCAUGACACCAGCCCAUACGGAAGCACGGUCUAUCUCAGUCCACCACCGGAUAGCAAUUGGCGACGGACGAACUCUGACUCAGCGUUACACCAGUCCUGCGGUGAGCAGCAGGUGACAACGCAGCCCCUAUCACCGCACCACCCACUGCAUUCCCACGGACACCCACACUUACACCCUCACCAGAAUCAUCGACGAGCUAGCAACAUUCCUCUCGACGUGCUAGCAACGCUCGGAAUGAAUCCGACCAACCGUCCGCGGUCGUCGUGUGAAAUACCACGAAUACCUAACAAUAACAACGUGUACGAGAGCGGCGGCGGGGGCGGGGCCGGCCAGGGCGGUUCGGGCGGCCUGCAGUGCGAGCUACAGGUGCCGGGCGGCUCGCUGCCCGACCUCACCUCCGUGCACUUCCCGCCGCCGCACUACCUGCCGCACCGGACCUCGCCCGAGUACCAGCCCCGAUAUAGCCCGACGGGCAGCGUGUCGCCGGCGACGGGCGGCCUGUCGCCCGCGUCCGGCUCGCCCGUCGGCGCCACCGUGCCGCUCGCCGCCGUGCACGACCAGCCGCUCUACGACGCGCAGAAUCACUUAUCUGUACCAAACACAAAUAAUUAUCUUCAUCAUAAUAAGAACAUGUCAUCUCUAGACCAUAGUUGGAUAACGUCGAGCUACCAGUCCCACUGCAGUCCGCCCUCACAAUAUUCAUCGACGUCAAAUAUAAAUGUACCUUCACCCACAAUGGUGCACAGUCCAGGCAGUCCCGUGGAGUCACCGCAGACAGACUACAACAACCUUCACCAAGUAUUAUUACAACCGUUCGAGCAAAUAACAAUGCUGGACCCGCCCACGUCGAGCUACAACACGACGUACAUAAACCACAGCUCGCCGCAUUCGUCACAAACAACGAAUUCGUCACAUACAUAUUCACAGUCGUCGCGCGGCGCCCACAGCGCGCUGAGCGGGCACGGCGCGCGCGACCCGGUGGCGGGCGGCGGCGCGUACGCGGCGCUGCAGCCGCUCGCGUCGCCCUCGCAGCCGCCCACGCCCGCCACGCCCAGCUCCAUCCCCGACAUCAUACUCACAGAUUACUCGGGCGAGCUAGACCCCGGCAUAUUCGGCGGGGAGGAGGCGCAGCUGCGUGCCGGCCUGGACCUGGACGACCUGACGCUGCUGGAGGAGCCCAGCGCGCUGCUGCCGGACUCGUCCGUGGAGCACGAGUUCCGCCUGGACCGGCUCGACGGCUUGUAGUACCGUGUCGGCGCCCCGCUACCUAUUGGCAAUGAUUAGAUUCCCUGGCGACGCUCGUAGGACCCACCUAUGACAGACCGAUAUACGAAUAUACAAUUUUCCUCAUAAAUUUCAAUAUGUUCACGUAAUGUUCAACCAUAUUUUCUAAUAAUAAUUAAUAUAAAAUUAAAACAUAGAAAACACCGAUUAGUCCAUCAAUGUAACUUUUGUAUAACUAGUAUUCAUCACAACUCCACAGAUAUAAUUAAAUAACUAUUAAUACAGCGCCGAAUGUGUCUGUCACGCGUGGGUUCCGCGAGCGGUCCUCAGAGGAGUUACUCUCUACCAAUACUUCAUGACAAUUUCUAUCGUUUCAAGUCUGAGUUAGUGAAUAUUACGCGACGUCGAACAUUCCCGCUGCGACCUGUGACUCGUGUGGUCUAGUGACUUGUGGUGUUAAAUGGUUUUACUCAUGUUUUUUUUUUAAUUCGGACGUUAGGUAUGACGUAGAUUUAGAUUUUCUAAAUGGCGAUCGAUAAUUUUAUCGACGAUUCGUGUACAGAUUUAAUUAACCAUUUGUUUUAUAUUAAGUAUUGUGAAUAUGUACUCGAAUAUCAUUAGAGGAUUUAUUUCGGAAUUCGAUUCAGACGUUACGCGAUCGUUCGACGCGGGACCGCAACGGUCUGUGUGUAAAUAAAACUUAAAAGUGUUCAAUUCAUAGUGUUGCAUUUAAAACGAUAAUGUUUCAUGCUGUAUUAAAGCGAUUGAAUUGUUUAAACAAUCGUUGAAGCGAUUUUUUUUUAAUUCGAAAAUCAACAAUUUAUAUUAUCUCUUGACAUUUUUUUAUAGUAUCGUCUUUCAGCGAUUGCUCAAGCGUUGACUGAAACUUAAUCCGAAUAAUUCUUACUAGGUAAUUACGAUUUACCACAAUUUUAAUGAUAAUGAUUUAUUAAGGCACAGGCUUAUUGAUGUCAUUAAGCAUGUAACGUGCUCAUUUUACCGUUUUGUAUGUACUUGGAUGAAAUGUCGUUUAAGUUAUGUAAAUAAGAAUUGUUAAUAAAAAAUUUUUAAAUAAGCUUUUGUCGCAAACAUAUCUGUGUAUGUACGCACCCGUGGUUGCGAGAAUAUGGAUUCGUGUGAAGGUCAAUUUUUCAAUGUCUAGUUGAGGGAAUCCUGUAUCGUUGUUUGACCAUGUAUACAAUAUUUUUUUUUUUUUAAGACAGGUACAUACUGAUUUGACACGACGCUUCAUGUAUUAUUAUAAUGAAGUAUAGAAAAUGUACCGUUCGUAAAUCGGACUCGAUUAUUUGCAAUGUGUAUAUAAUAAUGUAGUCUUUUGUUUUUUUUUUUUUGAAUGUUUAUUAUAUUGAUUAGAUUUAUUCAAUAGUCGAUGCAGUUUAAAUUAUUGAGCGUCGUGUGAGCUCAGUCCGUCCCUCUCUAUUCUCUAUGGAUAUUGACGAAUAUAUGCAUUUUCAAGGUAGUAGGACUACAUCUGAAGUUAAACUUUAUAGUUGAUAAGUUUCGAAAUCCUUAGUUUUUUUUUUUUUUUAAUUCGCCGCGCUCGCUACGACCACGAUUUUCUUAACGGAGAUCUAUAAUUUUGUAAAAAAAAAAUGUACAAAUUAUAAUUUACAACAAACAGCGAGCGCGGUGAAGAUCGUGUAGUUACGUGUUUUUUUUUUUUUUUUGUUAAUGCUCAUUUUAUUAUGUUUUAAGAGUCUAGUCAUCAAGUUAUAUGAGUAUCAAUUGAAAUAGAACCUGUUCUUCGAUGUGUUGUUCAUAUUUAUCAGAUUUUAUUGAGCUCGAUUACGGUUAUUAUAUAAUUGUUUACUUUUAAAUAUUUGCGCGACGUACGUACGAUGUACUGGUAACAAUAUUUUAUGUGAAAUAUAUUAUAAUAAUACCCUCCUUAAUAAAGUUCCAUCAUGGUGGUUAAUCACAGAGACGCACGAGACAGCGCACAAACGCAUGCGCAUAUAGAAGUUUAUGAUAUAUGUAGGUGGAUGGACCACCUGAUGCUAAAUGGUCACCACCGUCUAUAGACAUUGGCGCCGUAAGAAAAAUUGACCAUUUCUUACACAGCCAAUACCUUAGAAUCUAAAGAUUUUAUGUUCCUUAUGCCUGAAGUUUCUCUGGCUCACUUAACCUUCCAACCGGAACACAACAACAAAAAUACUGCUUUUUGGCGGUAGAAUAUGUGAGGAGUGCGUGGUACCUACCCAGAAGGGCUUAAAAAACCUACUACCAAGUAAAACCCAGUUUGAACCCAAAACAUCUAGAUCUACAGUGAUAUAAACUUGCCACUAAACCAAUGAAGCAGCAUAAUAAAAUAAUGAGUAAUGCGAUAUUGUCGAGUGGAUAGAACAGGUGUUGUCAUGAGCAUUAAAAUAAUUAAUUUUAGUUCAACUUGAACCGAACAGUUGUGUGCCUUCGUUCAUGAAAAUAUGUAUAAAAAAAAACAACUUGGCGUUGUGAAAUAAAUUCCGAAUCACUCUUAAUCGGAGAGAGAUUAAUUGAAAGUUAGUCAGCAGUGUUACAACACAAUUAUUGUCUGUUCAUUUACAUUUAUAUAACAAUGAAUGUCAUUAAUUUCAAAUCUUAAUCACACUAAUAUUGUAAUCAGUACGAAUGGAGAAACGAAUUAAUUAUACUUAGUAGUUUUACACGAAACAAAAACUCCAUAAAACCUUAAAACAUUGUCGCGUGGUUUGUGCUAAAUAUAUAAAAGUAAACGUAAUACAGAAAAAAUAUAUUAUUAAACGUUUUGUUUAGAAUACGUUAUCUUCGCAUUUUGUUCAAUAUAUUACAUCGGUUCUUAUAAUCUAAAUACAUAAAUGUAUAUAAUAUAUACAUAUAUAUAUUAUAAUAUAAUAUAACCUUGUUGCGCACACAAUUAAAACAAUCGUGUACACUGAAUUGAAUAGAACAGUGUAUCAGUGUAUCGUAUGACUAAAUUUUUAUUUUUCUGAUGAUGUUUUACUCUGUACACGAGUAUUAUUGUUACUUAUUCGCCUACGAUGUUGGUAUAUUUUAAAUAAUAUCUUUUAUUCCACCUAGAAUGUACUGUAUGACAGAUGUAGAUUGUAUAAAUGUACGAUAAAUGUGAUAAAAGUUAAUAAGCACAAGAUAAAUCAUAAAGAAGCCUAAUCAUAUGUAAGUUUUUAUUUAACAUAUUUCAAACCUGCGUAUACCAAGGUUGUUGCUCGAUUGUAAUACCUUGAUAAUAAGUUCGCGGUGACUAAGAACUUCAUGUCAACAACCUUUUUAGAGCUUUAAUGAGAUGUCGUACUUCGAUAGCGAACUUUUAAUCGAAUUAAACUUGUUUGUAAGCAAUUUUGAAAAUUUCGAUGGGAAUUGACCGAAUAAGAAUCGAAAUUAUUCGACCGUUCAAUCUUAAUCCUCUGUCUAAAGUAACACUGCUAGGAUGAUAUGCUGAUUUCAAAAAAAUAUAUUAAUUAACUAUACUAUCUUUUACUUAAUUACUUUUGACGUCGAUUCGAUUAUGACAAAUUGUCCAGUCAGAAAUUUUAUUAUAAUAAUAAUAUGUUUUAUAUAA
Molecule: messenger RNA, 5099 nt
Organism: Nymphalis io (European peacock)
Lineage: Eukaryota; Metazoa; Arthropoda; Insecta; Lepidoptera; Nymphalidae
Gene: Crtc
Product: CREB-regulated transcription coactivator 2
Exons: 12
Coding region: 68-1564 (498 amino acids)
Biological process (GO): positive regulation of transcription by RNA polymerase II; protein homotetramerization
Cellular component (GO): nucleus; cytoplasm
Molecular function (GO): cAMP response element binding protein binding
Source: RefSeq, a predicted model, not a curated record